AUGGACCAAUCACAGUCGGGGUGGUGCUCGUCAGAGUGUUUACAGGGGUUCAGAUGUAAAUCGAAACUAAAAAUUCAUCUUGUGAUAAGAGCGCAUUUCUGAUCGCCGCAAACCAAAGCUUCUGUCUUUUAUUAAUCGGUCAUUUGGAGAUUCAGAAACCAGAAUGUCCAGCACUGUCAUACCCAUGACCUCUUCAACGCUCGUCAUCCAGCUGCAACCGCUAACACAAUCAACAAAUGCUCCUGUUUAUGAACAGCAGGUGGCAGGAGUUUCACCUCUUCAUGGACUUCAGGCAUUUCUCAAAGGCCAACCGAAAGCCCUUGGGACGGUCCAGAUUAUGAUUGGUCUGCUGACUCUCCUGUUAGGCAUUGUGUCUACAGUUUAUGCAAGUCUUGGCUUUGUCUAUAGUGGACUGCCUUACUGGGGAUCUGUCAUCUACAUUACUGCAGGCUCACUCUGCAUUGCUGCCGAAAAUAAGAUUAGUUCACCCUCCAGUUUGUGUUUGGUGAAUGCUUCACUUGGAAUGAACAUUUUCAGUACUAUAACCGCCGGCAUUGCCAUUAUUUUAACCUCUCUGGAUUUGGAUAUAGGGCCAUACACUUACUGCUACCGUUAUGACUGUUCUUAUUUAGAAACAAAGUAUGAGACUCUCUUCAGGGGAAUCAGAGGAGUGUUGCUGUUAUUCUCUGUGCUUGAAUUUAUCAUCUCCAUCUGUCUGUCAGCAUUUGCCUGUAAAGCCACUGGCUGCUGUUGUUCUCCUCAGGUGCAGUUUGCUCAAGUUCUUCCACCACAGCCCUGUGAUUUCAGGCCCAAUCCUUUCCACGAUCUCAACAGCUCAGAGAUCCCUGUGGCCAGCAGCUCUUCCUCUCAUCAUUCUGCAGACGCUCCUCCACAAUACAAUGAAAUAAAUAAGUAUUAAAAAGUGGACAGUUGUCCCAUAUGAAAGAAAAAUAUAUGGGAAUGUUUUGGAAAAUAUAAUGCAGUUUAUUACAUAAUACAUUUCUAUAUAUGGGAAACCAGCACUUAUAUUUUUCAGUAUUCUGCAGUAUAUUCAUGGAUCAUGUUUGGAUGUCUUUUGAUGCAUUUAAAAAAAUACUUUUAAUUUGGCAUGAAAUAGCUUUAUUGAAACAUUUUCUCUUUCAAAAGUUACAGCUGAACACAUAACUUUUAUAUAUUUUCCUUAUAAUUGUGUAAUUUUCUAGUGCAUGUACCUGUCGCAGUAUAUGUGUGUAUGCAUUCAAACAGUUUAUCAUAUGUUUUUCUAUAUAUUAUGAAGAAUAUUAUUGAAUACAUAUAGCAGUCCCUCCAGAAAAACGCGGAUGUGCAGGAUGGAAUGGAAUAUGCAGGAUAUUUUUGCAAUUUUAUGCGAUGUAAUCGCAGGAACUUGCAAAAAUGCGGUUUGAUGAAAAAGAGAAAAAAAGGUGAUCCCCCCAACACCCUGUUCUCACUACUACUGUAAAGAGUCAUUACUUAUGAUAUGAUAUGAUAAGCAAGCAUACUAAAUAACAUAAUAUUUAAGUUCUCAUUCUGUUUUAUUUCAGACCUUAAAUAACACAUGACCAGAGACAGUCUCUGCUCAAACUUACAAAACAUUGAGUCAAACAAGUUCUCUACCUUUACAAAAGGAAUAUUCAACAACUUCUGUACAAAUGAAUAAAUAAAAUAUUUAAAAAAUGCUGUUUUACAGGAAUUACAGUAAAUUAUUUUACAUACUACUAAUAUACUUACAACUGUAAGGUUUUGGUACUAUUCUGUAACAAAAAAAGUGCAAUCUUACAACCGUAGAGGUUCAUCAACUUCUGAAUGAAACUACAACAGUCCACUGUGAAAAUGAAAACUAACUGCGUAGCCUCUAACACUGGCCUAUCAUUCGGCAUCCUCAUCCUCAUCCUCAUCCCUCUCUCAAAAUAAUUUGCACCCACUGUCAUGUAACACACUGGUUAACUGCUUCGCGCGGUCUUUUGCGCUUAUUUUUGUUGGCAAAUGAGAGUGAUUUGCGUGCUUCACCCUGGUUUCACCGCGGGUCUCGCAGAUGAUGUUCACGUUGCUUAAUUACUUCACUUCAUAAGGUUACCUUGGGAUAUAAUGGCGAUUUACUUGUGUGAAGUAAACGCAACAUUUUUCAACUUUCUGCUAAGAUAUAUGUCAUUUUUUUAGCAACGAAAAUACAGGGAUUGUAAAAUCAUGCUACCCCCGCAUAUUUUGCUGCCUGAAAUCGGCAAUUUAUGCGGCGAAAGUGUUGCGUAUUUGAAAAAAUACGACCCCCGCAUAAUUAUGUGGCCCUUUUCGGCUGAUUAUGCAUUAAAUCAGGCGAUCGCAUAAUCACGUUUUUCUGGAGGGACUGAUAUAGUCAUUAUAAUACAUAACUAUAUUUUCACAUUUUUCCCAAUGUCCAGUAUCUCUAAUGCUCUUUUCUAUUCAAAUAAAAGAAAGAAAAAGAA
Carassius gibelio (silver crucian carp) is the source of this 2441-nucleotide messenger RNA. RefSeq names its product membrane-spanning 4-domains subfamily A member 4A. The transcript is spliced from 8 exons. Bases 164 to 919 code for a protein of 251 amino acids. Gene Ontology annotation, cellular component: membrane. The record is from RefSeq and is a predicted model, not a curated record. NCBI's taxonomy places the organism in Eukaryota, Metazoa, Chordata, Actinopteri, Cypriniformes, Cyprinidae.